GAUACGCCUUCUUGGCUCCUCUUUGGCAGGUGAAGACAAGCGAGUGAGCUAUGGCAGCCGCAGCUGCAACCUCGGCUCGGGCCGAGGUGCUGGCCGCCAGCCGCACUAGAGCCGGCAGCUGGAGAGAAACGAGUGGGAGCCCGAGGCCCAGCUACAUCUUGCCGAGGCCCGGCUACGUCUCCCCGCUGUGCUCCGACUACCCGCUGAGAUCCUCCUCCUUCUCCCAGGUGACGAAGAAGCGCUCCCUCCCCGUCGCCGUCCUCAAGUCCAGUUUCGAGAGGCAGGGCUCUCUCCACGCCGACUCUGACGGGAAGAUGAGUGUGGAUGGGGAACUGGAAAGACGCCCGUUGAAGCUAGCAGGUGGGAAAGUGAGCCAAAUGGCCCACUUAUUUCAGAGCAUCCAGAGGGAGACGGAAAAUGUGAACCCUGGAAUUCUGCAUCCACCGAAGGCCCCAGCAUCGACUCCAGUCCCAGCAAAGAAGGAAGCAAAGUGGAACAGUGAAGACAACCUGCAUUCGCCUGUCCCUCAGGUGACUGUAGUGAGGACAGAGAGUCACCUGGCCAGGUUCAACAAUGCCCGGGCCAUGUUUGAGCGAAUGGGUGAGGACAAGCAGAAGGAUGAGGUUCUGCCUGCCACUCCACAUCCUGCUGUUGCUCCAAAACCUCUGCGGGAGGCCAAGAAACCCCCUCAGCAUUCCAAGUCUGACCCAUUCCCUCCUCCAGCUGUUAGACCCCCCGUGAUUCAUGAAACUCCUGUGGCCAAGACGAAGAGAUCUGCCUCUGACGUGCAGCAGCCACAGGUACCCGUGGAAAUGAUGAAUGGACGCCAGGAACCGGCAGCCCCAAAACCCACAGUUCUGAAUAAUAGCACCCCAGCUGUUCGGCAUCCUUCUGGUGACAAGGAUCAUGAACUGCGGCGAAAAGAAGAACUGGUGAGGAAGUUUUGGGGUAGUCAGGACUCGCAAGAUCGACCAGAAGUUGAUCCUGGGAAACCUGUAUGUGCGAAGAAGCCACCGAUGUUGACUGGUGUUUCUGUGCCUGUGCGUAAGACCUUGGAUUCCUCAGAUGGUAUCGGUGACACAGAACAGCAUUCCAAGACGACCCCUGGGUCAUCGCCAUCGAAGCUCCCACAAAGCUAUGCCCGCAUCAGUCAGAAGACAUCUGAUUCUUCAGAUAAUACUGACAAGGACAAACUCGUCAUGUCCUCGUUGCUUCCUGGGGCUCUGGUCCGCCCACGCAAGACGUCCGAUUCGUCCGACACCAGGUCGGACACCAGUGCUGAUAUGGAUUGUCAAGCCAGGGUGGUUGUUGGAUCAUCUUCCCCAAAGUUCUCCCACAGUUAUGCCCGCGUUGGUCGCAAGGCAUCGGAAUCUUCAGACGCUUCUGAUAAGGACAAAACAUCCUCAUUCCCCCAGAAAGCAGAUUCUGAAGCCUAUUCUCCAAAACCUCAAUCACCAUUCAGUCCUCCUUCCUCCAUGACACCAUCAGAGUCCUCAGAGGACGAUAAAGAAAGGUCUGGCAGGAUGCGACCGAGCUGCACCCCGAGUGCAGAGGUGGUUCGCAAGCAGCAGACAACAAAUGGCAAUGUGUCGAGUGAGGACCUAAGUGGGGAUGAGGUCAUCAUUCCCAGGCAGAAGUCCCUGACAGAGAAGCCCAAGGUGAUGACCGAGAAGCCAAGCAUUACAAAACUGGAACGCCGUCCGCCAGUGAACAGCAAGGAGAUCAUUGCAAAGCAUCGCAACUGGAUGUCUCAUUUCUCGUCCGUGAAGAGGACUCCAAGCAAGGAGAAGUUGCCGGGUAUCGGCUCUCCUCAGACACCCUUUGAUUCUGUGGGGACCAAGACAAAUGGAGAAGAAGAGAACAGGCCCACCAGGCCUCCCGUGCCCGAGUCACCUCCGACACUUCCCCCCGCGAAAGCAGACCCGGAACACACACCUCAAACGAAUGCAGGGAUGCUGGUGGCAAAAAGGAAACUCCUUUUUAAUUCCCUUGGAUCUGCAGAGGAGCCACCAAAGGAUGAAGCCUCCUAUGAACGCCUCUCCAACAUGCACAGUGCCCCCCCUCCUCCUGAGAUAAACUCCUCAACUGAGAGUCUGGGACUCAGCAGUGCUGCUGGAAGUGAAACCAGCAGUGAGGGCAGUCCAAAGCCAAUCGUCAGCAAGGUGUCCAAGUUGGUGAGCUCCUUCAACACCGGCGAUUCCUUGCCCAUAUCGACGAAGCCGAGUCCUCUGCCGAAGAAGGCCGUGGAGACCCCGUCCUCGCCUCCGCCACCCCCUCUGCCCCCCCGUGACCGCACGGGGCUCUCUCCCGUCCUCACCCACUUUCCCGAAAGUGCCAAGUUCAACGUCACCCUCCCGGACGUGUGUGCCGAGGCCACGCCACACGGUGUGGCUUCCCAGAUCGAUCUCCUCAACAAAUCGAGCGUGUGUCAAGCUCAAAGUGCCGACAUGCACGUAGAAGUGACCAUUCGGGACCGGGAAGUGCUUCUGGUGGACGGUGCAGUGCAGUCCCGGACUCAGAGUGACGAUGGAUGGGAUUCAGACCUUCCACUUGGCUAUUCCACUGUGGGUGUUGAGGGCUAUGGCCUACCACCCCUCAUCUCUCCUACCAAAGAUGCCAUGCCAGCAACUGAGAUGAUUCCCCCUGAGAAGGAAGAUGAGAGUUCUGUGCACAGCUCCCUCCCUUCAACAGUGUCUGAGGAGAUCCAGUAUGACAAUACAGUGAAGAGUGCCAUGGAGGACAUCAAUGGUCGAGUUCAGGAAAUCUUUUUGAAGAGGGAUCUCAAACCAGAGGCUUUGAUUAACUCUGCCGAUGCUGAUCUCUUGAUGGAUUCGGGUCCCGAUUCCCUCCAUAAAAUGCUCAACAGCUCGGUGCUGCAACAUCUCAAAGGUUUGGAAAGUGAGCCAGCCAUUGAGGAAGCCCCUGACAUUUACCACCCCCACUGUCAUCGCAUGUUUUACCGAACAUCUGACUGCAUGUUAAUCAUAUCUGAAAUCUAUAGACUUGAGGAGCCAAUCGAAAUGGGGAGUCAAUGGGAAGGACCCGUGAAAGAAAAAGAAAAGAUGGAUGUGCAGAAUUCCUCAUUUGUAUCUGAGAGUGAAAAAGAACCUGAUUCCACCUUCAAUGACAACAUGAGAGAUGGAAUGUCAGAAGAGAUGCUGGAUGCAGAGGCCUUCUAUGAUGCCCUGACGACAUCAGCUCCUCUGUUUCGACUCGAGGAUGCAGUAGAGAUGGAUGGAGUGCACUAUUUCCCAGAUGGCCACUUCUGGGUUGAGAUUCCAGGUCUCUCGGAUUCAGAUCAAGAGGAGGAGGAGGAUGACGAUGAUGGGGGCUUCCUCUCGUCCCGCUUCCACCACCAUCCACUUUCCAAACCCCUCCCACCUCCACCUGCCCCUGCUCCUGUGCCCCCUCCGCCUUCCAAUCGGAAGUCCCCAAUACGAGUCUUCAGCACGUACUCCGUGUCCGAGUACGAUCGCAAGAACGAAGACAUAGAUCCUGUCGCUGCAUCUGCCGAAUACGAGCUUGAGAAGCGGGUGGAGAAGCUGGAAGUCUUUCCUGUUGAACUGGUGAAAGGUCCAGAGGGUUUGGGUUUGAGUAUCAUUGGAAUGGGUGUGGGAGCUGAUGCUGGUCUUGAGAAGCUGGGGAUCUUUGUGAAGACCCUCACUGAGGGUGGGGCUGCACAGAAGGAUAGCCGAAUUCAGGUGAAUGAUCAGAUCAUAGAGGUGGAUGGGAAGAGCCUGGUUGGGGUGACCCAGGCAUAUGCAGCCUCGGUCCUCCGAAACACAUCUGGUCCGGUGAGGUUCCUCAUUGGACGUGAAAGGGACUCUGAGAACAGUGAAGUGGCCCAGCUCAUUCGCCAGUCUCUUGAGGCUGAUCGCUUGAGGGAGGAGCAGAGGCGGAUGAAUGAUUCUUCAGCCCAUAACAGUGCACCAAGUUCUGUCACUCCAGAUGAUGUGAAUCAGUUAAGGGAGAAAUUGCUCGAGGUUGCAGCUGUCUGA
Molecule: messenger RNA, 3998 nt
Organism: Darwinula stevensoni
Lineage: Eukaryota; Metazoa; Arthropoda; Ostracoda; Podocopida; Darwinulidae
Source: the annotation of a GenBank genome assembly